This is a messenger RNA of Oncorhynchus kisutch (coho salmon), 2965 nucleotides long. It is a transcript of the gene fastkd2, whose product is annotated as FAST kinase domains 2. NCBI's taxonomy places the organism in Eukaryota, Metazoa, Chordata, Actinopteri, Salmoniformes, Salmonidae. Bases 318 to 2321 code for a protein of 667 amino acids. Gene Ontology annotation, biological process: mitochondrial RNA processing; regulation of mitochondrial mRNA stability. Gene Ontology annotation, molecular function: RNA binding. Gene Ontology annotation, cellular component: ribonucleoprotein granule; mitochondrial matrix. The transcript is spliced from 12 exons. The record is from RefSeq and is a predicted model, not a curated record.
AGGAAACAGAGGUCGCUACGUUUAGCUGAAUAUUUUUUAGAAUUGUGUAAUUAAUUAUGAUAUGAAAAUUCAAUACAUAUUCACUAUAAUAUUCCAAACAAAUGAUGGCUAUAAAUAUUUAAAAUAUCAAAGAACUAAAACGUAACAUGAUGUAACGUCGUUUUGUAAUGGAUGACGAAGGACCCAUUAUGGUUGCACACACAGACAAGGCAUGUGAAAUGGAUUGGACAACAUAGCUAAGGCCAGGACGAUAGCUUCCAUAUUGCAUUUUUAAACCACUACCCAGUGGACUGGUAUCUGUGCAACUAAACAACACAAUGACAGCCCGUACUGCAGAGGUGCUGCUCGGGUGGGCCCUGCGGAUAUGCAACCACGGACGUCCAUGGCAACACCGUGGCCCUCAGAUGUUGAUGAUAGAGAGCUUUGACAGAGGACUGUCUCAUAUCUGGAGCACAGGACCAAGUCAUAGACCGUUGGCUGGACUAGCUAUAUACAAAGUGAGGUAUUAUUCUCAGGGUAAAACAUAUGGGCAGGACAUGGUGGAAAGAAAGCAAGACAACUCCAUACAGACUCAGAGCUCUGGAACCUGGUCUUCACCAAGUCGGACAUCCCCGGACCAGCCAGCCAAAAGGGUGCCGUUUUACGACCAGCUGAGGGAGUGCGUUUCCCCCUCGGAUGUGCUCGAUCUGGCCGGCCAGUACACAGCCACACACCGGCGGGUGAGCAACUGCCUGACGCGCUGCUGGGAGUCCACCAAGAAGAUGUCAGAGGAGCAGCGACGCUACGAACUGCGCAUUAUGUUCGAGCACGCUGGCUUCGAGGAGCUCCUCCAGAGGACCAUGCAGGACGCGCGGCACAUGCGCAGCGAGGACCUAGCCUACAGCCUGCUGGCCACAGUCAAGCUGGGCGUGUCGCAGAGCAGCCGCGUGGUCCAGACCCUCCUCCGAGUCUGCCAGGAGAACCUCAAUGAGUUUGAUGAGAAGUCCCUGUCAGUGCUGGCUUCCUGUCUGGAACACCUGGAGAGCAGCCCCAAUGGGGACGCACUGAAGGAGGGAGUCAGGCUAAUGAUCGAGGCUCUACUGCCGAGGAUCCAGAACGUUAUGUCCCUUCAGACCUUGAUGCGCCACAUGGGCCGGGAUACCCCAGUGGACAUCAAGAAAAAACUGGAGAGAAAGGCCCUGUCAUUGGCAGACCAGUUCACUCUUCCGAACUCCCAGUAUAUGAUCACUACGCUGGCCUCUAUGGGCUUCUGCUCCAAGCCACUGUUGGCCGUCUGCAGUAGGAAGAUUGCAGAGCACGUCCACGGAGUCCCCUUCCACCGCCUGGUGAGUGUGCUGAGGGCCUAUAAGGAGCUGCACUCCAGAGACGUGGCCCUGUUCACCGCCAUCUCUGACUACGUGGCCUCCAGCAUCACUAUGUGGAACAACAAACAGUUGAUUCUCUUCCUGUCUGCGUUUGAGGAUCUAGCUUUCUGCCCCACGGCCAUGUUGGACGCCUUCGCAGAGAGAGUGACUAAGAACCCGGACGCCCUGGGGCUCAAAGACGUCCUCAGCGUUCUGAAGACCUACUCGUCCCUAAACCACAACCUACAGGGCUACAGAGAGCCGUUCCUGGAGGGCGUGACCCACGUGGUGGUGUCCUACCUUCCCAAGAUGGCUGCCUCUGAGCUGCUGAAGGUGGUCUACUGCCUGUGUCUGCUGGGCCACUUUCCUGCCGCCCCACUGGAACAGCUGCUGCAGAAGGAGACACUGGAGGAGAUCAGUGCCAGAGGUGGGCGGCUACAGAAGGGGAUGGAAAAAAAGCUGCAGAUAGUGGACCUGUGCCUCAGGCUGGACCGACCUUCUCUCCCUAAGCCCCUGACCGUCCCUCCCGAGGCUCUGGGCUCUCCAGCCCCUAACGACCUGUCCAUUAACCCAGGGCUGUCUAUGACCCUGCAGAGCAUCGCCCAGGAAGGGCUGCUACAGGAGGGUGUGAUGGUUGAAGACCAAUACUUCAUAGAUGGUGUUAUAACCCAACCCGGAUCUCUACAAGAAGCCACAGGAGGGAGGGCACCAUCUGAGGGCGAGUUUCCGCCACCUGAGCACAGUCAAAGAAUUGCAGUAUUCUGCGCAUCCCCGUCCUCUUUCUGUUAUGGUACCUCCCGUCCCCGUGGAAACCUGGCUAUCAAGUUGCGUCAUCUGACGGUCCUAGGAUACACGCCAGUCGUGGUGUUGGAGCACGAGCUGGACAAUCUGUCCGAAGAGGAGAGAACAGAGCUCCUCAAAACACGGAUCUUUCCAGGACAGGAGAGACCUGCUAACGUCGAACAGAUGACAGACUGACGGACACCGAGAGAGUGGGGACAUGGCUCAUUCAGUCAAGAAAACCCCGACCUGGUUCUGUGGUCAGUCUGGUCACGAUCCUGUUCCGGUCCUGUCAUUCGUUGCACAGGAACUGCUGGUAUACUGAAUUGACUACAUGAAGACUGUUGUCGAAAAUAUCUGUGUGCGAGUGUCUGGACUUAACAGUUCACUGCGUAAUGUCUCACUAUUUAACUAGAAAGUAAAUGGGAACAAACUCCCAUCUGUCAUUGCUCCUCAUAUUUUUGAGGGAAUCUGUGUUGGAGCUAAAUGGACCCAAUCCUAAAUGGACCCCUAGACCCUACACCCUGUGCACUUGUGGAGAUCUGAUAUGAUUUGAUGGGUUUAAGCAAUACGGUGAAACUUCAACCUAGCCUAACAGAGGGCCAGUUGAAAUUAAUUGCUUAUACCCGUUAAAUCCUCUUACAUCUCCGGAAGUGCAUAGGGUGAGUGUCUAGGGGUUGAUUUGGGAUUGGACCUGAAAUUGUUCAGAUUGAUGCCAUGUCAUUGAAAUGUGUUGAGUAGAGGUGGUUAUGGGAACUGAUGUUGUAACAACGAAAGGAUUUAUAAUCACGACUGUCACUUAUGCUGAAAAUAAAAUGACAUAGAAACAGUCAUCCACUAUA